AUGUUCAUAACAGGCUCCAUGUUCCCCUGGCGCCUCAACCGCAAAGCCGCCGCCCUCCGCGCCCGCCAGAACCCUCCACCCGCACCCACAUUCACCUACGACCGCAAAGCCCUCACGGCGCUCAUAACCCGGCACUACGCCCUCCUCAUCUCCACGGGCCACAUCCACCCCUCCGCCCUCCGCGAACCCCCCGAACCGUCCGGCUGGUCCGACGCAGACCUCAACGUCCCCGCCCUGCGCCUCCUCGGCCGGUCGGAGACGGUCAUCGAUUUGCUCAGACAUAUCCCGUACCCGCAAUCCUCCGAUGACGAUGACUCGGACGACGCGGUGGUUUGUUACUGCACCAUGGUCCAAUCCUACCUCCGCGCCGACUGGCGCCCGGAGGAGACCUUCCGCGAAGUACCGGACUGGCAUGCCAAACCGUUCUGCGAUCUGGGCCUGGCCCCCUUCGACGGGGCGAUGGCGCCGCAUCUGAUACAGCUGACGCGCGAGGAGGCCGAGAUCGGGACGAGUUGGGUGAUUGACACCGAGCGAGGAUGCAUCUACCCGCACGGCGGAGCCUACCUCUCCUACGGCGACGAGCCCCCUGAGGCGGCGGAAGAGAAGCCCUGGCUCCGGGCCAGGGCGGUGUCGUUCGCGGAGUACUUUGACAGGCUGUACGAGGACGUCAAGACGCUGAAGCUCGUGCCGGUGCCGGCGGCCGGGAAUUUCGGACAUGCCAUCUGCGAGGGGAGGGAUCCGGAGGCGAAGGCGAUCAAGAAGUUGUAUCGGGAGUACGGCUGGCCGGGUGCGUUUCGGAAAGAGGAGUUCUUGGUGGCUGCUGUUGAGCUUCGGAGGACUAUCUUGGAUGAUACGUAUGACUGGUCGGACGCGGAAUGA
Colletotrichum karsti is the source of this 879-nucleotide messenger RNA. RefSeq lists its product as uncharacterized. The record is from RefSeq and is a predicted model, not a curated record. The transcript has 3 exons. NCBI's taxonomy places the organism in Eukaryota, Fungi, Ascomycota, Sordariomycetes, Glomerellales, Glomerellaceae. Bases 1 to 879 code for a protein of 292 amino acids.